GCGUCUGUCUUGACAUUGGUCACUUGUUGAGCAGAGCGCACACACAGGAAACCACGCAGCAGUAAUCUAAUUUUUUCUCCAAAAUAUACGACUGUCUCAAGUGACGGACACUUGUUUUAUUUUUUAAAGAGAAACAUUAGUUCAUUUUUCAAAAGAAACACCCAGGCAGGCUGAACUGUUGCUGUGGACCGAACACCUAGAAGGGGCGCGCAUCACGAGUGUUUAUCAUGUCUGGAGAAGAAGCUCCAACUCAGCAGCAACAACCUGAGCAGGAGAAGAAGCCCGACGAGCCUCCGCCGGCUGCUGCUAAUGCACCGCAGGGGUCGGGAGGCAGCCCCGAAGCCGAGAGGAAGUCGCUCUCCUUCAGGGCUCUGGUCCUGACUGGGCACGGGGGCUACGACAAAAUCAAGCUGCAGGUGAAGACGCAGGGCGAGCCGCAGCUGAAGGCGGGGGAGGUCCUGGUGCGCGUUAAGGCGUGCGGGCUGAACUUCGCCGAACUGCUGGGCAGGCAGGGGCUGUACGACCUGCUGCCCGCCCCGCCUGUCACCAUGGGGAUGGAGGGCUCCGGGGUCAUUGAAGCAGUCGGGGAGGAUGUGGAGGAUCGGAAAGUGGGGGAUCGUGUCAUCAUGUUGAGCCGCCAUGGCUUGUGGCAGGAAGUAGUCGUUAUGCCGGCCAGCCGCACCUUCCCCAUGCCCGAGCAGAUGAGCUUUGAGGAAGGUGCUGCUCUUCCCGUUAACUACAUCACUGCCUACAUGAUGCUGUUUGAGAUGGCCAACGUGAGGCCGGGGAAGAGCGUCCUCAUCCACAUGGCAGCAGGUGGUGUUGGUAUCGCCGCUACUCAGCUGUGUCAGACCGUGCAAGACGUGACCGUUUUUGGCACAGCGUCAGCCUCCAAACACGAGACCAUUGCCCAGGGUGGGGUAACUCACCCCAUCGACUACCGCACCAAAGACUACGUGGAAGAAAUCCGUAAAAUCAACCCAAAGGGAGUGGACAUUGUCCUCGACCCACUCGGUGGUUCAGACACCCAAAAAGGUUUUAGUUUGCUGAAACCUUUGGGCACACUUAUAGUCUUUGGUGCAGCUAAUUGUGUGACAGGCCAGAAGAAGAACCUUCUGGCGAUGGCGAAGAUGUGGUACAAUCAGCUGUCUCUCAGCACGCUGAAACUGAUGCAGGCCAACAAGGCCGUCUGCGGCUUCCACCUGGGCUACAUCACCGAUGAGGAGCUCAUAAGCAGGACUAUGUUCAAACUGCUGGAGCUCUACGGGCAGGGAAAGAUCAAGCCCCGCAUUGACUCGUGCCAUCACUUCGAGGAGGUGGCGGAUGCCAUGAGGCGCAUGCACGAGCGCCAAAACAUCGGGAAAGUCAUCCUUCUUCCUGAAACUAAGACGGAGGAAGAGAAGCCAAAGUCCGAUCCUGAGCCAGUAGAAAAUGUGGAAAAAACUGAAGAUGCCGUCAACAAGAAGGGAGAAGAGACCACAGAGGAAGUCAAAGCAGAGAAAGAUUGAGUGAGAGUGUUUAUUUGAAUGAUAUUUUCAAGCACAUCCUCAAUGAGUUCCCUGUCGUUCAAAAAAAAAGAAAAAAAGAAAAGAAAGGUGCCAUGAGUUCUUUGAGUUUGUCUGUAUUUUUGAAUGUUUAUGAAGAUUUUGUGGUGCAGUACGUCCUAAGUGUCGUGUCGCUGCUGGGGCUAAUUGUGUUUGGAAAUAAAAAUUAAAUAUAUUCCAUUACAUUACAUAGGGAAUAAUGUAUUCUGAUUACAGACAGCUGUUAACUCUGGAAGCGAGCGCAUUUUUAGGUUACCCAUGACGACGACUCAACAACAGCUCAAACAUGAUAUUUAUAAUAGCCUCAAACCAGAGCUUGUAAUCAUGACACAUAUAAGAAAUUAUCCUAAACCUUGACUUAUGAGUGAAAGAAAAAUAGGGCUGCGUCACAUCAGUCAUCACACCUUGUCCUGAUUAAGAUUACCCAUCAUGCAUUGUAGCCAGCAUUAUAUGUGCUUCAUUAUACUGCAGCAUGCCAGAGAGAAGUUUCCAAAAGAAAUGUCUCCUGCAGCUAAUUGGGAUAUUAUUCAUAAAACUCUUUAACGGGUUAAAGAAGGAUGGAUAAUUAUAUAGACAAAAUUUAAGACGUACUCUUUAAGAGUGGUGUCAAACAAACAAGCCUUGGUUUUGUUUUCAUUAAAUGUGUCAGAAAAAGAUUUGUUUGCAAACUAACUUGAAACACUUUCCCCUCAACUCCCCUCAAAGCUGACCUCAAAUUUGGUCGUUUGUAAUCAGAAUACAUUACUGAGAUUUGGUAAUUCCUUGGAUCUUGUUCCAAAUUAUUCAUUCCAUGGAGUACUGAGUAAGUGUAAUCAGUCAGUUAGGUUUUAUCAGUAAAUAUUAGUGUAGUGAGUGAGUGUCGUCUGGCUCCAUGUCUUGUGUUGCACUACUCAAAUUGAAGCUUAACUAUAAGAUGAAAGUCUGUUCUCAUCUCUCUGAUGAAUGUUGAGAGCUAUGCCCCUCUCAGAAUUGUAUUCCACUUUAGUUGUCGUAUUUUUCCCAUGCAUUUGGGCCAAAUUUAAAGCUUUCACCACUGCCAUCAAGCCAACUGUGAAUAACAGAUAGCGGGACUUCCCUGCCUUGGCACGUCACCCGUGGGUUUUCUUCUAAACAAAGCCCUGCUGAACUCCAGCUAAAGCUGCCACGUGAGGGCAGGUUUUCUCCCCUCGAUUUUCGUUUACAGAGCUUCAGUGUGUGUUACUUAGCAAUUCCAGGGAGUGGGUUAAACAGUAAUGAAGAAAAACUGGGAUGAUUCUCUGCUUUCAUGCACUUUGUAUGUGUGUGUUUUAUGUUUUCUUUUGUUUGUUUGUUUGUUUUUUUUUAAAUUGCUUGCUGAUCUGUUUCUUUGAAUGGUUGGCCUUAAAUAGUGAAGUAAUUCAGAUGUUUUGUCCAGCUGUGGUUGUAAUCCAAUGACGUGACGCAGAAGAGAAAGAGUUUUCCUCUCAUCCACUGCAGAGCAGCUCCUCACAUUCCUCUCCCCGCCCUCUCAGCCCUGCUUUCUGUCCGUCUCUCUCUCUCCCCGGAGCCGAACUCCAUUAAAGCCCUCUAUCUUACAUUGUUUUGAUUUCUAAAAAGUGCUUGGAACAAAGUGUAAUAGAUAAUGUCUUAUGUUAUUUACAUUUUUUGGCCACUGAGUGUUGUUAAGUUUGGCCAGGUUUCCAUCUCCUGGUAUGAAGUAAGAUCCGGCUUGGAUUUUUGAGUGGGAACUGGAGUCGUGUCAUUGUGAUUAUGUGAAGUUCCUCUUUUUCACAAACUUUACUUUGAGCUGUUGUUGUUCUUCUUCACAAGUAUGAUGUUUGCCUGCAUGGUAGACAUCCAGUACCAACCUAGACAUCCAGUUUAACUACUGAACCAAACAACAGAGGAGUUUAACUGAUGAGCAUGUAUGAAAACACAUUGGAGCCUGCUAGUUCGUCUCUGUACAUGUUUCUGCAAUGCUUAACGGGUCUGUUUGCAGUGACAGAGAAUAGCAACAAAACUACAUUGAAUUUUUGUGCCAAAAUGUAACCUUUAAAAAUGGUCAUCUGCUAUGUGAGAAACAUGUCAGGUUGCCAUAAUAAUUUGACGACAGUGCACUGAUAUCAGUGACUCAUGCAGCGAGGGACAUCUAGUGGUCAGUGAACGAUUGUGCCUUUUUGGUAAUUAAUUGAAAUACCCACCAGUAUUGCCUGUGAACAAAAUGUGCCGCAGCCUGCCUUGUCAAAUGUAAAACAUCACGAAAUGACCUGAUGCAUAAAAAUCUUUCCUGAUUUCAACUGAUCCCCCUCAGUUCAGCCAAACGUUUACAAAUCAAGAGAAGACAUCGCAGUCGUUUAAUGGAAAAGGCCUUCGUCUGUAUAAGCUAGAAGCUGUGAAAUUCUAAAACGUCCUCAUCGCCGUUGACAUGCAUUUUUAAUCACCCGCCAUAAUAAUGACCUGAGCCGAUUCAAGCACACUUUACCGCUCGUUCCUGCUAAUCAGAUGUACAUUAACCAGUGCAUUUCUUUUGCAGCAUAAUAAAUAUAACGUUGACAUUUCUGUGUGUUGUUACUGAAAGAUUUUAUGUUACUGUAUUCGUGAUGGUGACAGGACAACAUUGUCUUUUCUUCAUUUUUAUACAAACCUUAUGCACACUUGCCUUCUGUGUUUAUAUGGCACUAAUCUGUCUGUAUUAUUAAAAAGUGUUAUCACGUA
Scatophagus argus is the source of this 4217-nucleotide messenger RNA. Its product is annotated as synaptic vesicle membrane protein VAT-1 homolog. The record is from RefSeq and is a predicted model, not a curated record. The coding region runs from base 228 to 1508 and encodes 426 amino acids. Gene Ontology annotation, molecular function: oxidoreductase activity. The transcript is spliced from 6 exons. NCBI's taxonomy places the organism in Eukaryota, Metazoa, Chordata, Actinopteri, Scatophagidae.